Molecule: messenger RNA, 384 nt
Organism: Glarea lozoyensis ATCC 20868
Lineage: Eukaryota; Fungi; Ascomycota; Leotiomycetes; Helotiales; Helotiaceae
Exons: 1
Coding region: 1-384 (127 amino acids)
Source: RefSeq, a predicted model, not a curated record
AUGUUCGAGCCAAUGUUAGAUCAAAGAAAUAUUUUCUCACCAUUGUUGGAGAAAUUUCUGGCACAUGUCACAGCACAUCAAAGCCCAUUUGAGUCUUGCGCCGAAGGAAGUGAGGAGUUCCAGUCUUGGCUUAAACUUUUAAAGUCGCACCCACAAUUCGCUAUUGAUAUGGCUAUCUCCGCUGGAAAAAACUGGAACGGAACGAAACCUUGGGACGAGGAGCAUAGAUCUGCAUAUACAGAGGAGGAACUCGACUUGAAUGAGAUUUUCGCUCAACAAAUAUUAGAAAGAAGAGAAGAAGAAGAGAUCGAGGCGGCCGCAAAACAGCAUUGUAUUCGUAGCUUGAUUGAACUACAGCAUCUGAACCGUAAGGACGAACAUUGA